Zea mays is the source of this 2349-nucleotide messenger RNA. NCBI's taxonomy places the organism in Eukaryota, Viridiplantae, Streptophyta, Magnoliopsida, Poales, Poaceae. The record is from RefSeq and is a predicted model, not a curated record.
CAAGUGUCAGGAGGACAUGAAGAGUUAAGUUGAUGUUCGCCUUCCCCUGUCAGCUUCCCGUUACCACAAUCCUAGUCUUGUGGUGGUGUGCUGUGCUGUCGUCUCUCUCCGAUCUUCCCGAUUCUUCUUACCCCUUCUUCGUCAAGCCGCAGCCGUCGCCUCCCUUGCUCACCACCAUGGUGUCGGACGCCAGCAAGAAGAAGGCCGCGCAGAAGAAGGCGGCCGCCGCCGCCAAGAGGGGAGCCAAGGUCCCGACCCCUUCAUCUUCGUCCUCUGCCGACGCUAAAUCCAUCGGUGCCGUGGCCGCGCUCAAGCUCUCCGAUCGCACCUGCACCGGCGUCCUCGCCUCCCACCCGCUCUCCAGAGAUAUCCACAUAGAGUCUCUUUCAUUAACGUUUCAUGGCCAUGACCUCAUUGUAGAUUCUGAGUUGGAGCUCAACUAUGGGAGGCGUUAUGGUUUGCUUGGCCUUAAUGGCUGUGGAAAAUCUACUCUUCUCACUGCGAUAGGCUGCAGAGAACUCCCUAUACCUGAACACAUGGACAUAUACCAUCUCACCCAUGAGAUCGAGGCUUCAGACAUGUCUGCACUACAAGCUGUUGUCUGUUGUGAUGAAGAAAGAAUGAAGUUGGAAAAGGAAGCAGAGAUUUUGGCUGCACAGGAUGACGGUGGUGGUGAUGCUUUGGAUCGUGUAUAUGAGCGUCUAGAAGCUAUUGAUGCAUCAACUGCUGAAAAGCGUGCUGCUGAGAUAUUAUAUGGUUUAGGUUUUAACAAGCAAAUGCAAGCUAAGAAAACUCGAGAUUUUUCUGGUGGUUGGCGUAUGAGGAUUGCUUUGGCUAGAGCACUCUUCAUGAAUCCAACAAUCCUUUUGCUUGAUGAGCCUACGAAUCAUCUUGAUCUUGAGGCAUGUGUCUGGUUGGAAGAGACGCUAAAGAAAUUUGACCGCAUACUGGUUGUCAUAUCGCACUCCCAGGACUUUCUGAAUGGUGUGUGCACUAACAUCAUCCAUAUGCAGAACAAGAAGCUAAAGUUAUAUACUGGGAAUUAUGACCAAUACAUUCAGACACGCUCCGAGCUUGAAGAAAAUCAGAUGAAGCAGUUCAGGUGGGAGCAGGAGCAGAUUGCAUCAAUGAAGGAGUACAUUGCACGGUUUGGCCAUGGGUCUGCAAAGCUUGCACGUCAGGCUCAGAGCAAGGAGAAAACUCUGGCAAAGAUGGAGCGUGGUGGGCUCACCGAGAAGGUUGUUAGGGACAAAAUACUGGUCUUCCGCUUCACAAAUGUUGGCAAACUUCCACCACCAGUGCUUCAGUUUGUUGAGGUCACGUUUGGGUACACACCAGAUAAUCUCUUGUACAAGAAGCUUGACUUUGGUGUUGACCUGGACUCUAGGAUUGCAUUGGUUGGUCCCAAUGGCGCAGGGAAGAGCACUCUUCUGAAGCUGAUGACAGGUGAGCUGGUUCCAUUGGACGGUAUGGUGAGACGGCACAAUCACCUGCGCAUCGCACAGUUCCACCAGCAUCUGGCAGAGAAGCUGGACCUGGACAUGUCGGCCCUGCAAUACAUGAUGAAGGAAUACCCUGGGAACGAAGAAGAGCGGAUGAGAGCCGCAGUUGGUAAGUUUGGGCUGUCAGGGAAGGCUCAGGUGAUGCCGAUGAGGAAUCUGUCUGACGGGCAGAGGAGCCGUGUCAUCUUUGCGUGGCUGGCAUACAGGCAGCCGCAGCUAUUGCUGCUGGACGAGCCGACGAACCAUCUUGAUAUCGAGACCAUCGACUCCCUAGCGGAGGCGCUGAACGAGUGGGACGGCGGUCUGGUCCUGGUGAGCCAUGACUUCAGGCUGAUCAACCAGGUUGCUCAUGAGAUCUGGGUUUGUGAGAAUCAGGCAGUGACAAGGUGGGAAGGCGAUAUCAUGGAUUUCAAGGAGCACUUGAGAAGCAAGGCUUGUCUAUCGGAUUAAGGGAAGGCCUUGGCUUUCCUUACCUUCUCUUUGGAGAUGUAUUAUCCCUUGUAUAAUUAUGUAUUAUUAUAGGCCCUCCAAGUUUUACUAGUAGCUAGCUGAUCAUCUGAGCAAGUACCUCUGUAUCUGUAUCCUGCUGAGUCUCAUAAUAAGAAGCGAAAGUUUUGUAGUACUAACGUAAUUGUCACGGCAGGAAGUGCCAUGGAGAGCAAGGAUGCGGGAGAAGAGAGGCUGGGAGACUGAAGAAGCAGGAAGUGCGUGGUGUGCGUGCUGUUGGGCUCAAUGUGUGUGGGCGUGAGUUUGGUGGGUUCGGCCCAUGUAAGUGACCUAUAAUUCUGUAGCGAACUGAGAAUAAGGCAGACAAGAAAUAGAACCAGAGAAAAGUUCCCAACCGUAA